UAACAUUUUUUAAAAAUAACACAACAUUAGGAUAUAUAGUAUGUUAAAAGUAACCCCUUACCUUGUGUAAUAAUAAUGCAACUAUAAAAUGAACUUAUGGACGUCCUCCAAUAUAGAGAGGAAGGUGCAACCAACCCUUUGUCCUUUCAUUCAUUAGCGCUCAAUUUUACCUUCCUAACAUCUUCACUCCAAAAAUAAAGAAUGUCCCUCCCACAUAAGAGCCUCACAUUUCCCAUUAAUUCAUGCAUCACACAAUAACCACGAUAACCCCUAAAUCAUUCUACCUCAACCCCAACAUGGCUUGUUCUUCUUCAUCGUGGUUUCAUGCUUCAACAUUCACACCGCAAAUUAUCAUAUUCGUCUUCUUCUGCAUUUCAUGUUGCGCUCUUGGCUUCGACGCACAAAAUGUCAUAGACUCCCCUUUGUUAACACAAAAGUUAGGAAUUAAUCGCACCAUCAAAGUAGAUAUCAAUGGAAAUGGUGACUUCAAAUCUGUCCAAGCUGCUAUUGAUUCCAUUCCUGAUGGAAAUCCCGGUUGGGUCAUCGUCCAUGUUAGGAAAGGAGUGUAUAGAGAAAAGGUGCAUAUACCAGAGACUAAGCCUCAUAUAUUCAUGAGAGGGAAUGGCAAAGGAAAAACUGCCAUAGUUUGGUCCGAGAGCUCUUCUGACAACAAUGCUUCUGCUACCUUCAAAGUAGAAGCUCCUGAUUUCAUUGCUUUUGGAAUAAGCUUCAAGAAUGAUGCACCAACAGGGGUUGCCUAUACCUCUCAGAAUCAAUCAGUGGCAGCAUUUGUGGCAGCAGACAAAGCGGCAUUUUACCAUUGUGCAUUUUACAGCACUCAUAACACUCUCUUUGAUUACAAAGGCAGACAUUAUUAUGAGUCAUGUUACAUUCAAGGUUCCAUCGAUUUCAUAUUUGGCCGUGGCAGAUCCAUCUUCCAGGGUUGUGAAAUAUUUGUGGUUGAUGACAAAAGGACGCCAAUCAAGGGGUCAGUCACAGCUCAAAACAGGGAAAGUGAAACUGAGAUUAGUGGGUUUAUCUUCAACAAAUGCAAGGUUUAUGGCAUUGGAGGGGUGUACCUGGGAAGAGCCAAGGGUCCUUAUUCUAGGGUAAUUUUUGCCAAGUCAUAUCUCUCCAUGACCAUUGUCCCAGAAGGGUGGACCAAUUGGAGCUAUCCUGGGAGCACAAAAAAUUUAUACCUUGCGGAGUACAAGUGCCAUGGUCCCGGAGCCACGACGGAGAAACGCGCUUCUUGGUCAAGACAGCUUAGUGAUGAAGAAGCUGCUCAAUUUUUAUCUGUUGAUUACAUUGAUGGCAAGAAUUGGUUGCCAGUUUGGUUAUAAAUCUCACUGUUCUGCUGCACAAGCUCUUACAUCAUAUAAAUAUGGAAAAUGAUGGCACAUAUCAUAUCAAAUGGACUCUUAAACAUGCAAUUGGAUUGUUUGUUUAGAAAAAGCAUUCACAAUUAUGUAUAUCAAAGCACACUGUGCAUGUACUUUAUAGUGCUACAGAGACUUCAGAUUUAUGCAUGCAUAUGCAUAUAUAGCUAGCUUAGAUAGAGUUCAAGUUGUUAAGAACUGUUUUCCAUGUACCUUAAUUCUAUGACUUGUUAGUUGUUACUUCACAAGUUGAUUUGUAUUAAACAAGAAACAUAUGCUACCAAGUGUUUAUCAGUUAAGCGCUUAUUAUUGAUGAGAAGUUUAUUGAAUAAACAAAAUAAAUUUAUAGAUAAUUGAUUAUGAUACUAAUUAAUCAUAAGAGAAUGCACAAAUCUUCAUAAAACUUGGGAUUUUUUAUUUCACUAUCAAUAAUCGUUACAGCAUUAUAUUAGACUUAAUUUCUCCAUCAUUAGAUGAGCAUCACAAAACUCCAUAUUUAUUUAAUUCAUCUGUUGUACGUACUUGCAUAUUG
Molecule: messenger RNA, 1911 nt
Organism: Lotus japonicus
Lineage: Eukaryota; Viridiplantae; Streptophyta; Magnoliopsida; Fabales; Fabaceae
Product: probable pectinesterase 67
Exons: 5
Coding region: 243-1343 (366 amino acids)
Biological process (GO): cell wall modification
Molecular function (GO): pectinesterase activity
Source: RefSeq, a predicted model, not a curated record